CUUCCCAUUGGCUGUCGUUUGAUUUUCCCAGGGCACGCCUCCGCUGCCUAGUUCGCUGCCUUCUCAUUGGUCGAACCAACAGGAGCCCUCCCGCCGUUGGCUGCCGUGCUAUGCGUCGGCACCGCUGAUAGGGCGCGUGCGCCCGGCCAACCGCCGAUCUCUGCGAGUCCCGCCCUUCCCCUGACCGGGAAUUAGAGUUGUUCUGUGUUCGUGAGGAAAGGCGGGUAAAUGAGGCGAAGGUGCGGGAGGCUUUCCAGGGGGCGCCGCUGGUAGAUAGGAUGCGGGCGUUGCCUGCCAUCUUUUUUUACCCGAAGGGUUAGUCACCGGCAUUUGUCUCUGGAAGGGAACGUGACCGGCUGUCAGGCUGAGGAGAAAAGCGAGCCGGCUGUACCGCGCAUGCGGGCUGUGGUGGCCUCGCGUACCCUCUUGCUUUCAAACCACCAGGGACAGUGCGCCUGCGCAUGGCCCUCCUGGAACAUGGGAGGAGCUUUCCCAAGGGGGCGUGUUUUAAAGGGCCCUCGAUGAUAAGUGGAGGCGUUUUCUUUCUCCGGCUGACGUCACAGUCAGCCCUUGUGACGUCACUCUGAUGACGCUCGAAAAGGCCAUUCAAAACCCUAAAUGCAGUGAGGGGGAAUCGCACAGAGAAGGGGUAAAAUGAUUCCCUACCUAUUAAUAAUAAUAAUAAUAAUAAAACACAAUACGGAAAUUCAAAAACUCCUUAGAGAUUCUGGCACCUUUGAAACCUGUUUUAGUCUUCAGACUUGCUCACUUUUGCAGCCAAAUGUAGUGGGUGGCCUUAUCCAGACAAGGGCACAGCAGCAGGGGAGCCAUCACUGAGAGACUUCCCAGUGUGCAGUGCCAUCAGCUGAAAAUGGUGUUUUGUUGCAUACUGGUUUUUGCGGCAGGCUUAUGAGAUCCCAUAAGCGUGUGAAUGGUGACUAGGAUUGCCUAACCUGAUGGCAGGGAGGUGGAGGAAUUCCUGCAGAAAACUUAAUUCAGCAGGGAUCUAAGCAGUAAUUCAUGCCACAAGCAUAAAGGAGUGAUCAGCAGAAGUUUUUGGGGGGGAUAUACAGGGGAUGAGAUUGUCUCAUCAUUUAUGUUCCCAACCCCAUCAUUGUGUUCUGUGUGGGAAGGCAUUCAGCAGAUAACCAUCCUAUCAGGGGGUCCAUUCAGCACAAUGUUGGAAAUAUUUGGGUUUUCCAACGCCAUCUGGGUGCCCACCAUGAGAACAGGAUUGCUGUACUAAAUGGGCUAUUGACCAGAUCCAGCAGGUUCUUGUGUCCUUAACUCUCACUCGUUUUAUAUCAGACAGGUGCCUUCUGUUAUUUUGGUGCCUAUUGAAUAUGUUCUAAAAGUCUCUCCUAAAUGGAGAUCUGACUCUCCAAGAGACAGUAGUGUUAUUCACUGAGUCCAAAAAAUAGUAAGACAGGGUUCUAGACAGAGUAGCACUUCCCUGCAAGGAGUUGGUUCAUAGCUUGGGGGUCCUUCUGGGUCCAACCAACAUUGUUACUUGAGGCCCUGAUGGCCUCAGUGGUUAAGAUUGCCUGUGUCCUGCUAUACCUGAUUCACCAGCUACAGACACUUCCAGAGUGGAUUAUUGUGAUACACUGUACCCGGAACUGUCAUUGAAAACAACUUAGAAACUUCAAUUGGUCCAAAAUGCAGUGGCCAGAUUAGAACCCGUAUGGUAACUCCAGUUCUAAAACAGCUUCAUUGCUUGCCAGUCCCAAUUCAAGGUUCUCACCCUUGUGUUUAAAGCACUAAAUGACUUAGGCCUCAAGGAUCUGAGAGACCACUUCCUUCCUUCUUGGGUGUUAAGAUAAACAGAGGGAGCCAUCUUGAUUGUUCCACCAACCUUGGAAGGGUGGGGGUGGGGGUGGCCCAGGAGAGGGCAUUCUCUGUGGUUGCCCCUAAGUUGCAGAAAUCCCUCCUUGCAGAGGUGGGUGUGGCAUCUUCAAUAUAUAGUGUUCAUAUAUAUAUUCAUCUCUUGUGAAUGUAAUCUGUUUUAGCUGUUUCUAAUUCUAAUUUUAAAUCAUUGUAACCUGCCCUGGGACCUGCUGGUGAAGGGUGGGUAAUAAUAAUAACAAUCGUAAUUAUCUCAGUAGGUAUGUGUUCUGAAUUUGAAUUUAUUUUAUAUGUGCUUUCGUGUGUAUAUGGAUAUGGAUAUGUGUUUGUAUGUACAGUAUAUGUAUGUAUGUAUGUAUAUAAGAAACUAUAUUAAUUGGUUUUUAUGCAUGCAAUUGCUUGACAUGUAUUUUUAUUCUACUGUUAAUUGCUCCAUGAUGCCUCCUGGGAAGUGAGUCAUAAAUGGAAUAAUAAAUAAAUGUUGUCCUAGAGGUGCUUAUUGCUUAGUAAAACAACUGGAAUUAGAAAAGGCAGCAUGGUACCUCUUCUUUUGCUUCCCAUUUGCUUAUUGUCUUUCCUGUGGUGACCAAAGAUGCAUAUAAGGUGCCUCAAACAUCAGAAAUUAUUUGAAACCACUGAAAUGAAGUAAUAUGUUGGAUUAUUAUAGAAUCAUAGAAUCGUACAGUUGGAAGGAACUCCAAGCGUCUUCUAGUCCAACUCCCUACAAUGCAAUAAUCUCAUAUAAAGCAUCCAUGACAGAUGACCAUCCAACCUCUGCUUAAAAGCCUUCAAUGAAGGUUCCACCUUCCGAGGGAGUCUGUUCCACCAUCAAACAGCUCUUGCUAUCAGAACGUUCUUCCUGGUGUUUUGUCAGAAUCUUCUUCAAUCUAACUUGAAGCCAUUGGUUCAGGUUCUACCCUCCAGAGCAGAAGAAAACAACCUUGCUCCACCUCCCAUGAUCAGAUGUGCCCUCUUCUGAUUUUUACAGGGGGUGGUGUCUGAAUCAUGUUGCACUUUUCCCUGGGGAUAUUGCUGGGCCUUGCAGCCUGCUGUGCUUCCCUGGAUAACGGACUGCUGAAGACUCCGCCAAUGGGCUGGGUGCCUUGGGAACGUUUUAGAUGUAACACAGACUGCAAAAAUGAUCCUGACAACUGCAUCAGGUGGGGGAAAUGCGCUGCAAGUUGUACUGAAGCUGUUGACUUGUAUGCUGUUAUUAGAACAAUAGUUUUUUGGGGGGGGAUUUCGGGGAGGGGGGAAUGGUCAUAAAGUGAGGAAUUCCACUGGUUUGGUUUGUUCUUUACAUCCUAGCGAACCAUUAAUGCAAUGGUAGGGGUUGUCUGCCUGUGGUUUUUACCUGAAGUCUGCAUCAACUAAAAGGUGCAUGAAUCACACAUGCUACUGUUUGUGGCUUGAACCUUAAGUUUUUUGGAACCUAUCAUUCUAAUGAGGAAAACUGCACCAGUAUCAUAAGGAAAUUUUAGCUUACUUGAACAGAUGCACCUGCAGGCUUAUUUCAGUUCCCCACACUUAUAUCCCUUUGAAACCAAGAUCACAGCAAUGAGAUCUGGCACAGUCUUCUCUUUUCCCCUGCCUAAGAGGUCCCCCCCCCAUACCUUCAGUGAUGCUUCAGGGAAGUCCCAUACCACACCUCUUAGAUCACAUCAGUGUAGCCACAAAGACAGGAAAAGUAAAGUAUUGGACUGGCCAUGUCUCAUCCCACAAUGAGGCAACAAAACAUUUUUCAGAUGGUGAGCAUUGCUUUGCUGAAGCUAACUUUAAACAAGUUGUUUCCACUCUUUUAAAUAGAGAUUGUGAGACUCUUCCAUUGUCAUACCUAAACAAACCUAGGCUUCAAGUGUACUGUUGCAAUUUGCAGCCUGUUUAAUCAGUGCCUUGGUUGUCCCAAUGUUAGUAAUGUCUCCUGAAGAUUCCAUUUUAUCAAAAAUGCUUUUUAUAACCAGCUCUUUUAAAGGGCUUGCAUGACAAUUAUGUGUUCCUCUCUGCGCAGCUAAGCUCCAGCAUCAUAUAGAUCAUCUCUGAAAAUUUUGGUUUUUUUCUUUUUUGUUUUCAACAUAUUAUGUAUUAGUCUAGGCUGAUGUUUGUCAAGUUCAAUCACAUUAGGGAGAGCGGCUCCAGAAAGAGUUGAUAAAGGGUGGCUUUUCAAACCGGCCAUCUAACAUAGCAAGGCCCUGUUCACACUAGCUUUCUAACUCUUGUUCAUUAACAGUGAACACUUGAUCAAGGCUAUGGCAGACAGGCUGGCUGGCGACGGAUGGUUGCGGCUCGGCUACAAGUAUGUCAACCUGGAUGACUGCUGGGCAGCAAAUAAACGAGAUGCGCAAGGCAGGUUGCAGCCAAACCCCGAAAGGUUCCCCAGUGGCAUUAAAGCCCUUGCCGAUUACGUAAGUUCAAUGAAAUGCAUUUGUUCUGAAAGCUUUCAGAUUUCUCUAAAAGCUGCAAGAAAAAAGCUACUUGAGAUUAAGCUUCUGCUGUAGUAUACAGAGGAGGUAGCUUUGUGUAUUUCUUACGGACUUUGUAUGUGUUUUUGUGUAAAAGUGCUUCUACAUAUGCUAUUUUUGUGUGACAAUUGGUUAACCAAUUUAAUUAGUAUUAAUGUAGUCAUGGUUUCUUCUUGGCUUGCUAGUUGUGCUUUAAUGGAGCAAAACAAGCCACGAUGCCUAAUUCAGACACAGCAAGCCAGGAUCAUGAUUUGUUUCCUUUUGGCACAAACAAGAAGGAGUGAAAGAGCCCUCUUGUGUAUUGGUUUUUAUUUAUUUCAGCAGUAUAUACGCCACUUAAUUGCAGUGUACAAGAAAGUCAAUACAAUGAAAAUGAGUUAAAAUGACAAAAUCAGUAUUCAGUUACAAUGCCUGCUAGAGUAAGAUUCUUCAACAGGCACCAGACGCCUACUGACUCUGGCAUGUCCUGAAUGGGAUUGCACAACUUUCUGUGCUGUGCAAAUUGGGCCAUAAAGAAAUACAAUUUUCACUUGAUUUUAACCAAAACAUUUUAACCAGAGCCAAAUGGAAAGCAUACACGCCACAUAUUGAACUUUGGACCCUCCUGUAAGUCUUUUUCUGCCCUUGAGGAGGAGCCCGCAAGGCACAAUUAGUUGUCUCGGCACCAAGAAGAGCUGCCAGAGAGCAGCGUGCUCCAGCGGGUGCACCGGAGUGGGUCCUUGAACUCUGGGAACACCUCUUGUCUGGAUGGAGGAUAGAGAGGGGUGUGUGAAUAUGUAUAGAAACUGUAUAAAGGUCAAAACUGAACUCGCCUCAAAACAGAUUUUUGCAAGAUGACCCUUAAUUCAGAUGCAGCAUAUUUAGCAACUGGGACACGGUUGGUGCUGUGGUCUAAACCACAGAGCCUAGGGCUUGCAGAUCAGAAGGUUGGCGGUUCGAAUCCCCGCGACAGAGUGAGCUCCCGUUGCUCGGUCCCUGCUCCUGCCAACCUAGCAGUUCGAAAGCACGUCAAAGUGCAAGUAGAUAAAUAGGUACUGCUCUGGCGGGAAGGUUAACGGCGUUUCCGUACACUGCUCUGGUUCACCAGAAACGGCUUAGUCAUGCUGGCCACAUGACCCGGAAGCUGUACACCGGCUCCCUCGGCCAAUGAAGCGAGAUGAGUGCCACAACCCCAGAGUCGUCCGCGACUGGACCUAACGGCCAGGAGUCCCUUUACCUUUAUAUUUAGCAAACUAAAUGAUUCUGUCUCCUUUGCAUUAUUUGAAAUGCAAUGAAGCCUGAACAGUUGUGUUUGCUCUCCGGGAAAUUAGCGCUUCUACGAAUUUUUGUUUUGUAGUCUGUUGUGCUGAUUCAGUACCUGUGUGCAAAGUAAGCUGAUACGGCAAAAGCAAAUAAGAGAGUUGACAAAAAAAAGUUAAAAUUUAUAUUCUUUGCUCCACCCAGUUUUGCCUCUGGCUCCACCAACCAGUGGCACAUGGCCUUUGGAAGUCUGCCCAGAAGAAAAUGCGGACCUCGGGCUGAAAAAGGUUCAUUAACUGUAGGAGAUUGCUGAGCCUGCCAGCCUCAGGAUCCCCAGCAUCAUGCUCAGAGUUGGGGACAUGGCCCCUUUCUUGAGCUGGUAUCACUGUAACCUCUGACUCUGUGUCAUGGUCCCCACUGGACUCUGGGGUCAUGGCGCUCCCUCUUGCCUCUUCUCACCCAGGUUCACUCCAAAGGCCUGAAGUUUGGCAUCUACAGUGACCUGGGCAGCAAGACCUGCUCAGGCUACCCUGGGACGACCCUGGAUACUAUUGAGACAGAUGCGAAGACCUUUGCCGAGUGGGGGGUUGACAUGCUGAAGCUGGAUGGCUGCUUCUCCAAUUCUUCCAUCAAGGCAGCAGGUUUGUGCCUGGCAAUAAACAGGGAGGAUCGCAGGAAGGAGGGGAUUUUCAGUUGAAGCCGGCAAAUCCCAGAUUGUCUUUUUUUAAAAUGGAGUAAUCCACAAAGGCAGUGGAUACAUUAAAUGGUUUUGCUUUUAGUCCUUUUGAGCACUAGCAGUCCUGCUUAGUUGUUCAUUGCAUAAGAUUUAUACACUGCCUGAUUCAAAAAUGAAACAAAACUCAAAGCGGUUUACAAAAAUAGAGUUAGAUGCUAGUGUUGAGUUAGAUGUACCAAUGUUUGUGGAAAUCAGUGGGCUUCAACAUGCCUGCAUAGACAUUGUGCCAUUGUAACAGUGGAGGCUGGUUCAUUUGGGCAAAUGGGGCAUGGGCCCAUCAAGCUCUGUCUGACCUCAGCCAACCCCCACUUCCCUCCCUCCUUACUUCCAGCCAGUGGGGAGGGGCACUGCCUGUCACCUUCCUCCUCCUCCUUAGGUUUCCUGUUAUGUUUGUAGAACUUAGCAGGGAAGAGGAUGAGAAGGAUACCAUUUGCUCUGGUGCCACCUGCUGUUGACCUCCCUGCUUUCCACCCCACCAGUUCCAGCAAACCAGCUGUCACUGCUUUUGUCAAUAUUAAAAGCAGCCCGCUGCCAGCCCUUUCUUUCUUUCUUUCUUUCUUGCCCAGGCUACCCAAAGAUGAGUGCGGCAUUGAACAAAACGGGACGGCCCAUUGCCUUUUCUUGCAGCUGGCCUGCCUACGAGGGGGGCCUUCCGCCGAAGGUAAUUUCUGCACCUGUUUCUGUGUCUCUGCCUUUGCCCUGGGACAGGCAACAUUCUCAAGACCAUGGGACCAUUUAUUCCACGGGUAGAGAUGGGAGACAAGACAUGUUUCAUAAAUGGGGUUUCUGUGUCUGGAUAGAACCUGGGUCAGCAAGUGCUUUUGCCAGUCUGGGGGAAGGGGUACGGGGUGAUGGCAAACACCACUCCAUCGCUUCCCACCAACCAGCCUGGCAUUUUCCUCUCUUCACCUUCAGGCUGUGCCUGGAGAUGGAUGACUACCUUCAAGGGGUGUCAGUGACGGGCAGGAGCCUAAGGUGUGGGAUGAGCUGCAAGAGGGCCUGGAGAGCUCCUAGAGGGGGUCAUGUCUUUGGAAAACCCCUGGGCAUUCCCUCUUCUGUUGUUUCCCCCAUUAAAGGAAAGGCUUAAGGCAACUGGACUGCAUCAGCCAGGGGGUGGGGUUUAAGAAGGGACAGGGUGAAUUACACUGUUGCUCCAAGCAUCUGAGACAGAGCAGAGGUCUGCAGUCAUAGUUUGCCUAGACAGCUAGUUAGCGAGGAGUGUUAUUGUAUAUCACUUGUAUGUGCUUCACCAGUUGCUUGUCGUCAUUGGUCCAGGUGUGGUCGGGACAAGAGGCUGUACUUGACCCAACAGCUGUUAGUUAUAAGAUUUGUAUCUCUUUAUUUGCUCAGCCUGUGAACUUGAACUGCUUGAGUGCAGCAGCAAGCGCACAGGCAGCACCAGAUUCCUAGCAACGUCUGUGCCUUUGUGUCCCUGUUGUUUUUAUCCAGGUGAAUUAUACUUUACUUGGCAAAAUAUGCAACCUGUGGAGAAAUUUUGGUGAUAUCGAAGACUCUUGGGACAGCCUCUUCCACAUCAUUGAGUGGUACGGAAAUCAUCAGGACAUAAUUCAGCCUGUUGCAGGACCGGGAAGGUGGAAUGAUCCCGAUACGGUAAAGCCAACUCUUCCCAUACCGCUGUCCCUUCCGCUUAGAAUUCUUGUAGACUCUAAGAGAAACACUAAGGGCAGUACUAGGAUUGUAGACCGUUGCUUUUAGGGAGAAGACAGAAACAUGAUAGCAGCAUCGAUGCACAGAAGAGACUGCAGAAGGCAGACAUCCAAAGGUGUUCUGGAAAAAUUUCUGUCCUGGGGCAGAAAAUAUUUGACAUGGGAAAAUACCGUAUUUUUUGCUCUAUAAGACUCACUUUUUCCCUCCUAAAAAGUAAGGGGAAAUGUGUGUGCGUCUUAUGGAGUGAAUGCAGGCUGCACAGCUAUUACAGAAGCCAGAACAGCAAGAGGGAUUGCUGCUUUCACUGAGCAGCAAUCCCUCUUGCUGUUGUGGCUUCUGAGAUUCAGAAUAUUUUUUUUCUUGUUUUCCUCCUCCAAAAACUAGGUGCGUCUUGUGGUCUGGUGCGUCUUAUAGAGCGAAAAAUACGGCCUUUUUUCUGUUUGGACUUACCAGGAGGUGUGGGGGCAGGGUUCUAACCCCAGUGGGGGGCAUGUUCCAGGCACAGAGGCCAGGGAUAGCCAGGUUACAGAUUGCCAGCACCACUUCCAGAAAGUCAGGUCAAACCAGGAUCAAGCCCCCAGCAAGGCCAGGCCAGACAAGGCAGGGGGCAAGUCUAGGUAAAUAAGGUCAGUCAAAGCAGAGGUCAGAAGGCAAGCCAGGUAGCACCCUGGAUAGCUCCCAUAGUCUGCCAGUCUGAUAAGGAAGGCCUGAAUGUUGCUCCAACAUCCUUCAAACCCAGACUGAGCCUUAAAUCAGCCUGCAGUCUCCUUUGAGCAGCUUUCCCUUCCCAUAGUAAGUGGAGCCUCUACUCUUAAAGGGUCCCUGAUAGUUUCAGCAGCCAGUGGUGUAGGAAGGCCAAGUUUCUACUAGCUCCUCCGAACUGGUGUCUUUGGAAGGCAACGCUAGAGAGGUGCUGUCAUUGUGGACUCCUCUGGUGCUGGGACUUGCAAAGGAGCUCCUCCCAAGCAAAGAUAGCCUUGGAGUCCAUAUCCUUUGUCCUUUGAGGAUGGGGAAGCUAUGCACCUUUAGAGGGAGCACGGCCCUGUCCAGAAUAGGCAACUCGAAUUUGAGCACCAUUUACCCACAGAGCAUCUGCCUUGCCAUGAUCCAAACUCACUUUACUGCCCCUCAUCCAGUCCACAGGUGCCCACAGCAUUAAGGCACAAGUCCAGGUCUUGCAUGACCUCUCCUAUUCAGAGAACUAGAGCUGCAUGUCAUCAGCAUGCUGAUGGCACCAUGCUCCUAAAGUCUGCUCCCAGUGGCUUCCUUUAGAUGCUAAAUAACAUCUAGGACAGAAUGUUGCCCUGCAGAACCUUCAUGCACAGAAACAGGACGCUUCUGAAUUCUGGCUGUUGGGAACAAACCCCAAGGAAUGGCUGUCACCUUGCGUGCUGCAGUCACGAAUUUCCCAGAGAUAUCUUCAGUGGUUGCUCUGGAGACAGGAUGGUCGGUGAGAAGGGCUUCAGUCUGAUCCAGAAACUGCACUUCUUAUAAUAGCUCCAAGGCAAUCUGAGAAAAGAAGACUGUAGGUCUGAUUUAGGAGGACAUUUGGACUGCAAAUGAUAAGAGAGGCAGGGAAAUCCCUAAACCAAGCCUGACAACCUUCACACUCCAAGUAACCACUAGAGGGCGUUUUCCUUCCUCUGUUCUGCAGAGCUUCCUUUUAAUUUCCAGCGCUUUUAAUUCCUAUACAGUCGUGCCUUGGAAGUUGAACGGAAUCCGUUCCGGAAGUCUAUUCAACUUCCAAACGUUUGAAAACCAAAGCACAGCUUCUGAUUGGCUGCAGCCAGCUUUCUGCAGCCAACGGAAGCCACAGAAGCCCCAUCGGACGUUCGGCUUCCAAAAAUAUUUCGCAAACCGGAACACUCAUUUCCGGGUUUGCGGCAUUCGGAAGCCAAAACAUUUGAGAACUAAGCUGUUCAAAAACCAAGGUAUGUCUGUACUGCCUUUCAAGUUUUUCUGCCCACAGGUGGAAAUUUAUUGAUUUAUUUGACACUAUUUUUAUUUACUACUUGAUUGCAAGAAAAACUUCUAAGUUGUAUAGAAAGAAUCAACAUGAAUUUGAUAAGAAUCUACCUAUCCAAAGGGGACAUUGACACAGAACCUAAGAAAGUGGUCUGCAUUGCUGGAAGAUGCUGUCUUAAGCAGGGAUGGGCAAUGCGUGCCUCUGCAAUUGUGGCAGGGCUCCCAAGCCAGCAGUCAGGGAUGAUGGGAGCUGAUCAGCAGAAGUCCCCCAUGAAUUGUGCCCCCCAUGAGUCAGGGCUGCCCUCCACUUUUAGUGGUGCCCGUGCUCAGCAGUCCCCAGGGAUAGUGGCCCACCUUCAAGGUUACUGCAUGGUUUACUGGCAUGUGUAUAAACAAAGGGCUUUGCAAGCCAGUAAUUCAUUGUAGAAAAUGGCAGUCUUCUAAUUAUUAUUAUUACAAAUGCCAAAAUAAGAAUACCUCAUUCUGCAAGUCCUUGGCAGCUAGUAGUUGUAAUAACUCGCUUGGAAAGGUGUCCUAUGAAUAUUUAAAACAAGAUGUUUUGGUUAUUAUUGAUUUAUAUACCGCUUGUUUGCCAGAAUGGCUUCCAAGUGUUUUACAAUGAUUAAAAUUGGUACAUAAUUAAAAUACACAAUUGACAAAUCCAUUAAGGCAUUAAAACAUACAAUCAACCAUUAAAAAGUGUGAUAAUUAGUACCAUUGAACAGUUAGAGCAAUAAAACCGCACGUUCCGUUCUGGGGAACACUUACCCCCUAAACAGGUGUGUCUUCAAGGGCUGGAGGAAUGCCAGCACAUAUGGAGGGCUGUGAUGUUUCAGCAGGGAGGGCAUUCCACAACACUGGCACCAAAACCUGCCUCUGUGUUACCACAGGGUAAUAACCAUCAGGCCAUGGCAAACCUAAUCAGGGAUAAACUCGUCCCAAUUUGUCUUUACAUUCAGGAUCUGGUUUCAAAGCUGUAAAUCAUUUUUCCCUUUCCUUUUGUGUUGCUCUUCCUCUAGAAGAUGACACACUGCUGAAUAAAAUGUUCUUUCUCUUGUCUUGUGUUUUCCCCCCCAGCUGAUCCUUGGUAACUUUGGCCUGAGCUACGAGCAGUCGAAAGUGCAGGUGGCCCUGUGGGCAGUGCUGGCGGCCCCUUUCUUCAUGUCCUGUAACUUGCGGACUAUCUCAACCGAGGCCAAGAACAUCUUGCAGAACCCACUGCUCAUCUACAUCAACCAAGACAAUCUGGGGAUUCAAGGGAAGCGUAUUGCAAAGGUAUGGUUACUGAGUCACUGAGAUGGGGACCUGAGCAGUAGCGUUCUUUAUCCUUAGGGUGGUUGCAAGAGCCUAAAAACAUGUCAUCCAUGGAAUGGGUCGUCCAUGCAGCUAAGCUGCAUAUGGACAUACAAGGCCACCUUGUGCCAGGGCCAGAUUUCGUCCAUCUACCUCAGCAUCCCCUAUUCUGAUUGGCAGCAGCUCUCCAAAGUCUUAACUCCCCCGUUCACAAUUCCCUGUCCCCCAAGAUCCUUCAACUCAGGUCCAGGGAACCUCUUUGCAGUCUGAAAGCUGUGUGCCUGUGGUGGGUGGAGCCAAAGGCAAAAUGGGUGUGGCCAAUGGGAAAGUGGGUGGAGCCAAGGGGAAGUGAGUGAAGCAAGUUAUCUGACAAAGUCAGCUGUGUAGGAGUCUGAGGUUACUGUACACACACCUCUCCAGCCAGGUGAGCGUGAGGUGUUCUCCUAGUUCAGGAAGGCAUUCCAACUGGGCAGAAUCUCUUGAGGGGAGUAUUAUUAUUAUUAUUAUUAUUAUUAUUAUUCUCAUCAUUUAAUUAAAAUUAUAUCCCUGCCUUCUUCCCAUGCACCCCAGGGCUGCAAAAAGAUAAACAGUUAAAAAUCAAAGCAAAAACAUUCCAAAACAGAUGAAAACAUUCUAAAUGGCAACCGCAAUAAAAAGCAUACCGUAUUGGCCUGAAUAUAAGUCUCACUUUCCCCCCACCAAAUUCCAACCAUGAAAAGUUAAAGUGUAGCUUAUAUUCUCAACCUUAUGGUAUGCAGCCAGGAACGCGGCAAAGCAGCGCCCACCCUGUGCGUAGUCCCCCGUCCUCUCCCCCACGGCCAGGAAGGGAGAGAGGGUGAAGAAGGGGAAAGGCCAACAGCAAUGCAGCGCAGUCCCCCCCCCCCAUAUCCAAUAUGCAGCCAGGAGCAGCGAGGAAUGGAGUGGCUUAUAUUCAGGUAUUUUUUCUUUUUUUUUCUCCCCCCCCUCCAAUUUUAAACGUGCGGCUUGUAUUCGGGUGUGGCUUAUAUUUGGACCAAUACAGUACUUUCAUCCACUGAUCUCAGGGUUGCCAGGAACAGUGUUCUUCAGCCAGCAAAAGCCGGAGUGUUUUCCAUUCCCUCCUGAAAGUUAGCAAUCAUGUAGCGAGGCAGCCUCACUAGGGAGGGCAUUCCACAACUGGGGAGCUACCACUGAAAAGGCUGUGUCACGGGUCAGUGCCAACCAGGCAGCCCUCCCGGGUGUGGCCUGGGGAGAGUCUUGAACACCAGCUAGAGUGGCCUGGAAGGACUCAUUUGGGUUCUGGGCUUUAGGUUCCCCACCCUUGCUUUAAUUGGAGGUGGCAGGGAUAAAACCUGGGGCCUGCCUGCAAAGCAGGUGCUCUGACACUAAGAUGGGGUUGCAGUAGGAUUCCUAGAGUCCCAGGAAUAUUUUUUCUGUUUUAUGUGUAAAUGGCCUUGAGACAGUGAUUUAGAAGGUGAUUAAUAUAAUAAUACAAUGAAGCCUUUGUUGAUGUUUCUUUGCUUACCUACACAGAUUGCUUCUUAGCCUUCUCUCUCAUGUCGAACACUGUACUUCACCACUGCGGAGUACCGUAUUUUUUGCUCUAUAAGACUCACUUUUUCCCUCCUAAAAAGUAAGGGGAAAUGUUUGUGCGUCUUAUGGAGCGAAUGCAGGCUGCGCAGCUAUCCCAGAAGCCAGAACAGCAAGAGGGAUUGCUGCUUCCGCUGCGCAGCGAUCCCUCUUGCUGUUCUGGCUUCUGAGAUUCAGAAUAUUUUUUUUCUUGUUUUCCUCCUCCAAAAACUAGGUGCGUCUUGUGGUCUGGUGCGUCUUAUAGAGCGAAAAAUACGGUAAUCCAUAGAAAGCAGCUUUGUGCCAAUGUGCAUCUAAGUCAGUAUUGUCUGCCCUGACUGGCAGCUCAAGACUGGUAGGGGUUUCAGGCAGGGGUUGUUCCUCAAACCUUAGGCCUUCUCUUGGCAAAGCAAAUGUUCUACCGCUGAGGCACAGCUCUUCCUUGAACGCUGGACAUCGCCAUAAACAGCUGAGGGACAUGGGAGGGGCUGGAGAGGUUCAGCAAUGCCAGUUUGUAAGAAAAACAACAUGUGGCAUUUUCCAAGUUGGGCAGAAGUUCAGAAACCAGGGAACCAGAAACGGGAUGUCCUGCGUAACCAUUUUUCUAUUCAAGGUAAACAGAGGGGAAGAAAGAGCCACAAAUGAGUAGGAGCAGUUAGGAGCAGUUCCUACAUGGCCACUGAAGUACUGGAUGACACAGCAGCAGCUGGCUUUGUGGCAGGAUCCAGCUUGGGCUUUUGAGUCUCCUGGGGCCACCUUGGCCAGCAUCAGGCUCCCAGCUCCUUCUUUCCGUAAUUGUCCUCGCACGCACUCAUCCCUUGUGGCAUGUGAACUCGAUCAGCAUCGGGACUUAGCGCUUUGCCAUCCCGCUCCUUCCUGCAACCAGCAGGCGAUUUGUUUUCUUACCUUCUUAGUCAUUAAUAUUACUCCGGCGACACCCUCCUCCCCCGGAUAUCUGUCCCUCCCACACACGGGCCUCCCUUCCACCUGAUCCCAAAUCAAUAGGAGCCACACCUCAUUUCGUAAUGAGGCUCCAGCUGUGAGUGUGAUACCUGCUGAUAGUCGCGGCCUGCAGGUUUUCCCCACACACAUCACCAAUUCCUAGGAUUGAUAGGCACAGCAGGGUAAUAAUUAAGCAGAGUAUCGAACCUAAUAAUAGCUCUGUGCACUCUCUUUGUCACACCCCAGAUUAGGUUGUGCCAAUACUGGGAAUUUGGUGGCCAUAGCCAGAACUCUGCUUGAGCAGGUUUGGGUGGCCUGCGGGCCUCCAGAUGUUGUCAGACUCCCAGCAACCAUCAGCCCCAGCCAGCGGGAGCAGUGUUUGGGGAUGAUGGGAGUUGUAGUCCAGCAGCUUCUGGAGAGCUACAGGUUUCCUGUCCCCAACUUGAAAGAAGCCCAUGUCAUAACCAUUCACUGCAGUCUUGUGAUGUCAAGCACUGGCUGGGUGCAGAGGAAUGGUCGGAGGAACCAGCUGGGAAGAAGACACAGAGCCCGGGGAAUGGUGGUGGAAUGAUGAUGAGCGGUCAGAGGGAGAAGACUGGGAAGAGGACGUGUCGGAAGCUGAAGUAGUAACAGGGCUUAGUGAGCGGGGAGAGUCUGUAGCAGAGAGAAGUUCAGAAUCAGAGGCAGAAGCUGAAGCAGGAGAGGAGGGAGGCCAAGAAGCAGAGAUGAAGAGUCAUGAGUGUCUUCCCCGCCUGCUGUGACGAGCUCCACUCCCCGCUUGUCUCCCAGAAGCAGGAGAGGCAUAAAAGACAGGCCUGCAGACACAGUUGCUUGGGGGGAAAUCCCUGGAGAGGAGGGGGACUUAGACAGCUCUGGGAAGGCAGGGAUGUUUAGUCUCGGCAACUGUUUCAUGGGGGCAAGGCCUGAGUUGCUCAUUAGGCCUGACUCCUGUGCAGAUGCUGUUUUGCUAAUAAAGAGUUUAUUGUCACUUCUGUGCUACAGCACUGGCCACAGUCAUUUUCCUAUCGGAGGCAGGCCAGCAAAUGCUGACCAUCAGGAGUAACACCAUCACUGUCUCCCCCACACUCCUCUACUUCUGUACAUGUCCCAUCCCUGCAGAGUUGCAUGGACAGUGACCUCAAGAAGGAGCGGAAGUCUGCAUAGCUCUGCCUCGCAUGCAAAUAGUCUCAGGUUCCAUUCCCGCCAUCUCCAGGUAGACUUCUUGCCUGAAACCCUGAAGAGCCUUUGCCAGUCAGUGAGUCUGACCCAGUAUAAGGCAACAACGAAUUUUGUUCGUAAGCACAGCGCAGAGAUUGUGUGCAUUGUAGGUCACCCGACCCUUUGAGAAAGCAGACCGGUGCCAGAUGGCUUGGGCGGAAUCGCUGCCAUUUCCUGUACACAGUGUCAAGGCAGCAGCUUAUGAAUGAAUGGUAAUUGUGGUGAUGGCAAUGCCCAGUGAUAAAUAUUUAUCCAAUGUCCAAAUGACUGGGCGCUGUACAGAAGUCAAUUGUAAUGCAGAUUCUGAGCUGCAACCAUAAAAAAGAAAAGCAUAAACACAUCUAAAACUAGUUACAUAAAUAAACACAAUGCAAACAUUUAAAAACAAUUCUGUGUUCAAAAACAGCUCUGAUGCUGAGUGGCAGAAAGAUCUCCACUUGAAAGGUUUGUUGAAAGAGAAAAGUAUUCAGCAGGUGCCGAAAAGAUGACAAAGAUGGCGCCUGACUAGUAUGCAACGUAGGGGUGAGGAACCUUUGGCCCGCCAGAUGUUGCCGAACAUCAACUCCCAUCAGCCCCAGCAAACAAAGUGACCAGGGACAUUGGGAGUUAUUCUUCGUCAACGCCUGGAGGGCCAAAGCUCCCUCACAUCUGGUGUAAAGGGAGGGAAUUCAAAAGAGUAGGCUGGAUUCCUACAUCAUACAUGUCAGGACCCGGAGUUGAGCGUAGGUCACCAAUAAAGAAAACACGCUGUCAGCUCAGUUAGCUCUUUAUUCAAAGAAACCAAAACAGUGCAGGCCUAGUGAUCACAGCAACUCAUCCCAGUAGGUCGUGCCCUCAAUGAGGCAGUUGCAAGGGCUGAAGGUCCCCGCCUUGACACCACUCUGUAAGACUACUCCUCUUCAGGGGUCUUUCCCAAAGCAGUCAUAACUGCUCUGCUCUUUUCCUUUCUCUGCAUGUUCUAGGAGACCAGGAGGGAGGGGAGCUGGUGGCAGCAGGAGGGGGAGACUCCCUGGCUUCUUCAGCAGCCUGUCUCAACUCUGCCUCUUCACUCACACACACACACACACACACACACACACGCUUCUGCUUUUGCCUCUGGACUGCUCUCUGGCACAGACUCUCCCUUCUCACUAAACCCUGUUGCCUCUUCUGCUUCCGACACCUGCUCCUCCCAGUCUGCUCUCUUUUCUCUCUCUGACCGCUCACCGUCAUCCCACCACCAAUCCCCGGGCUCUGAGCCUUCUUCCCCUGGGGGUUCCCCAGCCUGCGUCUCCCACCAUUCCUCUGUAUCCAGUCGGCCAGUCCAUGACAGACACAUUUGACCUUCUGAUAAGGUGGUGCCUGCAGGAGGUCUUUGAUUGCGUUUGUAACGGGUGAGGCGUUCUUUUAGAUCGUUAAGUGAGUUACCCAGUAGUUUCCCAGCAUAAAGCUAAAUGUCAGUAACCAAGCCUCUCCCCAUCUCUGCCUGACAGAGCCAACACUUGGAAGUAUGGAAGAGGCCCCUCGUCAAUGGCCAGUUCGCGGUAGCGGUGAUGAACAACGGCACCGAUGGGGCACCAAAGCCAAUUGUGACGACUCUGGGACUUCUGGGCAUCUUGGACUGCAAGGCAGGCUACAAGGUCUAUGAAGUGCUGGAAAAGUUGUUCAUGGGGACCUACAAGCUCAAUGACCCCAUUCGCACCAAGGUCCCUCCUACCGGCGUGGUCCUGUUCUUCCUCAGGCCUUUGUGCUGAUCUUCCCUUUCAGCAAGGACUCAGUGUGCUUCAGAUGUCACAAGGGAAGCCGGCAGCUAAGGAAAUCAGCAGCCAAGGCAUGAAAGCUUCUUCUUCCUCCUUGUGAAGGGCUUUGGCAAUGAGCACAGGGGAUAAACAGAACCAUGGAAAAGCUAGACCCUCCACCCAAUUUCUCUGGGUGUUUUGGGGAUAUUUAGAAACUCUCCUGAGAAGUAUGUACCUACCUGUAUGGAAGAGAGUUGCAGAACCCCAAAGGAGCUGCCUCCAUGAAAACUACCUUUUCUGGAUUAGCCUCACAAAACUGCACAAGAGGGAUGGUGCAAUUCCCACUGCUUCACAAAGCUUAUGUGCAUGGCGCAGAAUGGCCCAGAUCCGUCCAUUGGCACCUUCAGCCAUGCAGAAAAACAACUGCUGCAAGAGUGUUGUGUGUGGCUCAGCCCUUGAAGGUAGCGGGAACCAGGGGCAGUUUGGAAGCUAAGCGCAUAUCCUUCCCUCCAUCCUUAUUACCUGGAUUACCUGGAAAAUCAUGGAAGUGCCCUAUCCUUUGUCGCUCAGGUCUCCAGUCCCUCUCCCAAAUCAAUGAAGUCGUACUGGUUUUAAUGGUAUGGUUGUGUCCUCAGGUGGCCUGGCUCUCUUUCCAUUUCUUUCCGUUCUGAGAGAAGGGGUUCCCCCGUCUCCUGGGCUGCAGGAGCACAGCUUCUCUUGCUUACAAACCCUCUUUGUCUCCCUUACUGCAAGACAGCCCAACUCACACUGUGCUGCGCAUGGAAUUCUGCAGCUAAACAUGUCUGCUCUUCUCUGUGCAGGGGAAAAGGGGUUUCUUAACUAUAUCUUGACACUUGAAAGUAGCUGUCCUAGGUAAGUAAAGGAAUGCUUUCUGGUAUCUGCUGGUUUGAUAUGGUCUGCAUAUGCACCAUAUAUUUAAAACACAUUUCUCCCCCCCUCCACACGCAAACAAAGAAUCCUGGGAACUGUAGUUUAUCCCCUACAGAGCUACAGUUCCCAGUACCCUUAACAAAUGACAGUUCCCCCAGGAUUCGUUGGGGAAAGCUGUGUGCUUUAAAUGUAUUGGGCAUUUGCAGCCUUAAUCUGGAAGAAGAGCCUCUUUCACAGCAACGUCCCAUCACCGAAAAGCCCCUUCAGUCAGUUUUAACUAUCUUUCCACCUAACUUCAGGCAGUCAGUAGUAGGGGAAUUAAUUUACGCGAUCCAUAGAACCAAAAAAAAGAGAGUGUUCUUCAGUGACAGAGGUUUGUGCCUUUAUAAUUUCAGAAGCAAACAGUUCCCCGUUUAAGAACUGCAACCAACAUAGCAUUUUAGUUUGUUGUACACGGAGCAUGUUAUUCUGCAUUGAAAUGUAUGGAGCGGGUGAAAACCUAAGAGUCUGGGAGGUGGAUCUGCAAUGCAGUCUUCUCCUUCAUGAGUCCCAGAGGAAGUAACAGGAGUUGUGCAGAAUGCAGGUUCACAUCUAAACAAAUGUGGCCACAGGGCUGUGUGUGAUCAUCAGACACAGCCCAGAUUUUGGGUGCCCUGAAGGGCUUGAGACAGACAGACCUGACCUCUCUGGGGGCACACUCCCAUUUCUUUCAUUGGGGCUUGUGGAGGAGAACUUCGCAGGGAGCUGUGACCCUGUGUUGAGGCAGCUGGAAAGAGGCAGCUGAUUCGGCUGCUGUGGAUAUAACGGAUAAUGAACCCCUAGGGUCCAGUUCAAGUGAGGCAGACUCGCCUGUCCGUUGCAUUCCUUCCUGUAUGCUUUAUGGCUGUCCCUAAAGCCGCAGCAAUUAACCUGCAGUAAAACAUAGGUUUAUAAUAGUUGCACAGGAGCAAUUAACAUUGCCAGGAAGUACCGCUGCCCUGCUAAUAAAGCUUCUUCACAGAGUGCUUGACUUCAACAUACUGUACUCCCUGAAACUUAAGCAGGACUACACAGAUAAUAUGCCACUUUUUUAUAGUUGUUGAUAUCAAUUCUAACCUCUAUGGGCCACCUUCUCCCAGGUGUGACCUGUUGUACGCACCAGUGUCUGAGGCUCUACUCUGGGUUUCCCAACCCACUGAGGUUUGACUAGAUGGAGCAGGGACAUUUUGGUUGCGGUAUCAAUUGGAAUUUGCACUGUUUGGAGCCCUGUAUGCCUUCUGGCUCCUGGUGGAAUACUUUGCUCUUUAAGUGUCCUUUGGGGGAAGCUGAAGCAAGGACUUCUUUUUUUUUUUUUUGCCUUUUUUGUUCCAACUGCUGAUUGCCUUAUUUCAGUGUUGCGUUUUGAUAUUCUUUUGAUAGUUUUGUAUUUCAGUGGUAUUUGCUGCUUUUGGUUCCCUAGUGAGAGAAACGACAGCAUAGACAUUUAAAAAA
Messenger RNA from Podarcis lilfordi (Lilford's wall lizard), 18992 nucleotides. Lineage: Eukaryota; Metazoa; Chordata; Lepidosauria; Squamata; Lacertidae. The record is from the annotation of a GenBank genome assembly.